AUUUGAACUAAAAAAUGACAGUUCGCGUGAACCUAACCUACAUUUUCAAGACAACCUAAAAUUAAUAAUAAAUUGUUUUAUUUUCAUUAUUAUUUAAAUGUUUACGUUGUUAUAAUAUAAUGUUUAAAGCCGCGAAUGCCACGGUGUGUAGACUAAGACCUAAACUACGCUAUGACAAAAUCCACAACAAAAAAAUGAUGAUACAUUUGAACUAAAAAAUGACAGUUCGCGUGAACAUAACCUACAUUUCUAAGACAUAACCUAAAAUUAAUAAUAAAUUGUUUUAUUUUCAUUGUUAUUUAGAUGUUUACGUUGUUAUAAUAUAAUGUUUAAAGCCGCGAAUGCCACGGUGUGUAGACUAAGACCUAAACUACGCUAUGACAGAAUCUCCAACAAAAAAAUCCACACCACAACUGUUUUCAACAAUGACAAAGAAAACAAUGAUCACGAGUUUUACAAGUUCCAAAAACGACUGUUAAACGGCCCCAAUCUCAAGGACUUUUUCAAAGAUGAAAACCUAAGGCUACAAGAAGGUAUCCCUGAGGAAUAUGUGGUUCCAUACUUACAGAAUAUAAACAAAUACGGAGGCUGUAGAAAGGUUUAUUUCGAUGUAUACGGAUGCCAAAUGAAUGUGAGCGACACAGAAAUUAUUUGGUCGAUAUUAAAACAAGAAAAUUACGAAAAAACUACGGAUUUAAAAGAGGCCGAUGUUGUUCUUGUAAUAACGUGCGCUAUACGGGAGGGGGCUGAGGAUAAAAUAUGGGGGCGCUUAGAUUAUCUCCGAGGCAUCAAGAAUAGUCGUAAAAAAGACAGGCCAAGCAUGAAAAUCGGUUUACUGGGGUGUAUGGCUGAACGAUUGAAACACAAAGUUCUAGAAGAGGAGAAGUCGGUUGAUUUGGUGGCUGGGCCUGAUAGUUACAGAGAUUUACCGAGAUUGUUAGCUUUGACGGAAAACAAUCAAAAAUCAAUAAACGUGCAAUUAUCCUUUGAGGAGACAUAUGCAGACAUAACCCCAGUAAGAUUAAACGAAGACUCCAUUUCAGCCUAUGUCAGCAUAAUGAGGGGGUGCGAUAAUAUGUGCACAUACUGUAUAGUCCCCUUCACACGGGGCAAAGAAAGAUCCAGACCUGUGUCAUCAAUACUUAAAGAAGUGGAACAUUUAUCGAAAAGUGGCGUGAAGGAAGUAACAUUGUUGGGCCAAAAUGUAAAUAGUUAUAGGGAUGUUAAGGAAGGUAGUGGGUUUGAUAAUGUUACAAGUCUCGCCAAAGGUUUUAAGACUGUUUACAAAGCAAAGAAAGGUGGUUUGAGGUUCGCAGAUCUAUUAGAAAGAGUUGCCGAUAUUGACCCUGAAAUAAGAGUGAGAUUUACGUCGCCACAUCCCAAGGAUUUCCCUGAUGAAGUCUUACAAGUCAUUCAAUCGAAACCCAACAUCUGCAAGAACCUGCACAUGCCGGCGCAAUCCGGCAACACCGCGGUUCUGGAACGCAUGCGCAGAGGAUACACCAGAGAGGCCUACUUGGAUCUGGUGUCGAACAUCCGUAAAUACCUGCCAGAUGUCGCUUUGAGCAGCGAUUUUAUUUGCGGUUUUUGCGGGGAAAGCGACGAGGAAUUCGAGGAUACGAUCACUUUAAUGCAGGCGGUGGAGUACAAUACGGCUUUUUUGUUCGCUUACAGCAUGAGGGAGAAAACCACGGCCCACAGGAGGUUUAAAGAUGACGUGAGUCCGGAAGUCAAACAGCGGAGGCUUCUUCGCAUGAUAGAGGUGUUUAGAAACUCCGCCUACAAGUUGAACAGUCUUCAAAUCGGGAAGACAAAUUUGGUUUUGGUCGAGCAGUUGAGUAAAAGGUCCAAUCAGAACUACCAGGGCAGAAACGACCAAAACAUACGCGUCAUUUUGCCCAGCGAAGGUAUGGUACCGUACAAAAACGGUUCCAACGGUAGAGAAGUCAAACCUGGGGACUAUGUGGCGGUUUAUAUUAACAGCGCCAGUUCCCAAACUCUACGAGGUAUUCCUUUAUAUUUGACGUCUCUGCAAGAUUUUUACAGCGAAGCUCCCAGCAGAUAUUACGCUUGUCAAUCGUAUUUGUAA
This is a messenger RNA of Brassicogethes aeneus, 2089 nucleotides long. The record is from the annotation of a GenBank genome assembly. Lineage: Eukaryota; Metazoa; Arthropoda; Insecta; Coleoptera; Nitidulidae.